Messenger RNA from Lactuca sativa (garden lettuce), 867 nucleotides. RefSeq lists its product as uncharacterized. NCBI's taxonomy places the organism in Eukaryota, Viridiplantae, Streptophyta, Magnoliopsida, Asterales, Asteraceae. The record is from RefSeq and is a predicted model, not a curated record. Gene Ontology annotation, molecular function: protein dimerization activity.
AUGGUUCAUGCGGAUUGGAAGCCCUCAAUGGGUUUUGUUUACGGGGAGAUUAAAAUUGGAAAAGAAGAAAUUAUCAAAUCUUUGGGUGGUAACGAGAAACAUUACAAGCCUAUUAUAGAUAUCAUAAACACAAAGAUGAAUGGUCGGCUAGAUUCAACUUUACAUUUGACAUCUUAUCUUUUGAAUUUGUAUUAUCAUUAUAAUGAUUCACAACUCCAAUAUGACCCCGAUGUAAUGGAUGCGGUUCAUGAGUUUUUUGAUACAUUAUUUUGUGGAGAUUUAGAGAAGCAAAGGCAUGUAGUGACUAUUGACUUGCCAAAGUACAAGAAAAAUGUUGAUAGAUUUGGUUGUGAUCUUGCAAUUAAACAUUCUAGUUCGUGGGGACUAUUUGGUGGGGUAACUCCUCAUUUGACAAUGGUUUCAAUGAGGAUUCUUUCUUUAACUAGUAGUUCAUUAGGUUGUGAAAGGAAAUGGAGCACAUUUGAAGGGGUACAUACAAAUAAACGAAACAGAUUGGAGACAAGUAAAUUGAACAAUCUUGUUUAUUUUCAAUUCAAUGCAAAUUUAAUGGAAAAAAACAAAAAGAGAAAAGAUAGAAACAUGGAAGUGCUAUUAGCAAAUAAUUCUCUCUCGGCUCAAGAAUGGAUUGUAGAUUGUGAUGAGUGUGAUGCAGAUGAAGUACAUCCUAAAAUGGUUGAUGAAGCUCUAGCAACCGACGUCAGUCAAGCACCCCAAGAAAGUACAAGAACGAGGGAACUAUUAAAUGAAGAUUUUGAGUCCGAGAGUGAGAGUGAGAAGCAAGUGUUGGAAGAAGAAGAAUACGAGUCGGAUGGUGUUCAGAUAACAGAAGUAUGCGGAGAAGAUUAG